AGGAAUUUCCAGAUCCUUCUUUUGUAUGUUUUCUCUCUCCCCAAACAAACCCUCGAAAACUCAGCGAACGGAGACAGAGAGCUGAGGCUUCGACCAUCAAUUUUAGGGUUUUUCUUUUUUAACUUUGAUAAUUCGAUUCUUGAUUAUCCAAAACGCUAAUUUUCAGAUCAGAAAAUAAGGUAGUGAAAUGUUUGUUUGAGAGAUGUGUAGAAAGAAGAAACUUACUUUGAUCUAGUGCAAUGAAAUCACUGAUGAAGGUUCGCCUUGCAAUGUAGGCCUGAGUGUUCUAGUUGUUCGGCUCUUUCUAUCAGCUAAGUUUCAUGUCUGAUCUUGACGUCCAGAUUCCUACUGCCUUUGAUCCGUUUGCUGAUGCAAAUGCUGAAGACUCUGGUGCUGGUGCCAAGGAGUAUGUGCAUAUUCGUAUUCAGCAGCGGAAUGGUAGGAAAAGCCUGACUACUGUCCAGGGGUUGAAGAAAGAAUUCAGCUAUAACAAAAUUCUCAAGGACCUUAAGAAGGAAUUCUGUUGCAAUGGCACUGUUGUCCAGGACCCUGAGCUAGGGCAGGUUAUUCAACUUCAAGGUGAUCAGAGGAAGAAUGUCUCCACCUUCCUUGUUCAGGUUGGCAUUGUGAAGAAGGAUAACAUCAAAAUUCAUGGUUUUUAAGUUGCAGCUGCAAAAAUUUCUGGGAGUCUAGCCUCCAGUUCCAAGCUGAAAAUCCUACCUGAUGAACUAUUAGUUAUAUCUGUACUGUUAUAUUACCUCUAUGUUGGUUUGACACUGUUAUAUACGUCCUGUGUUUCUUGUGGUUUCAACUAUUGGCUUAUGUGAUGUUGAAUGACAAUGGAAACCGUUACUAUUUUUCUAUCACACUGGGUUGUUGCUACAAAUUUGAAGUUAAAACAACAUGCCAUGGUAUUCCCUUUUAAUGUCUA
Molecule: messenger RNA, 931 nt
Organism: Theobroma umbraticum
Lineage: Eukaryota; Viridiplantae; Streptophyta; Magnoliopsida; Malvales; Malvaceae
Product: protein translation factor SUI1 homolog 2
Biological process (GO): translational initiation
Molecular function (GO): translation initiation factor activity
Source: RefSeq, a predicted model, not a curated record